UACAGUUUACUUUUACAUUGCGCUCUUUUCAUAAACGUUUAAUUUAAUAAUUGAGUUAAUAUUUAUUCAAUAAAUACUUCUAUAUUCUAUAAAGUUAAUGUUUAUAAAUAUAUGAAUAACAAAUAUAUAGACUGAGUUUAUAUAUUCAGUGGGAUUUAAAAAUUUAAUGACAAUUAUGGAGGUUAAUUCUGACGAGAUUAAAAAAUCUGACAAUCCUGAUAAAAUCAGUGAAGAAAUGGAGGCUGACAAAGUGAUUCCGUCAGAUUCAAACCAAGAUUCCAAGUCUGCAGAAUCAGAAUCAAAUACAGUUCCAAUGUCAGUUGAUGAAUCAAAGCCAGAUCAUGUUUCAGAAACUGAAGAUCAUUCGGAACUGAACCAGGAUAGAAAUCUUGAUGAGUCUAAAGUGGACCCAGAAGUGUCAAAGUCAACAGAUGAAUUACCUGGUCAAGAAGCAUUUAAAAAGCCAGCGCUAUUAAUUGGUCCUCGUCGAGGUAAAACAGGAUCGAUACGUAUACUAUCGAAUGGAAAAGUAUCUCACGUAGCUCCGGUAGCAGUUCAAUCCACAUCCGACAGCUCUGAUGAACCAGAAAUAAUAUCAGAGUCAAUAGAACCACCGAAAUUAUCAUCUCAGGAUCACAAGCAACAACUACCGUUGCCUUACAAAGAACCAGCAUGGGGAGGAAGUCCCUCCGGUGACUACAAAGUUGAAGUAUUAAAGUCUGGAGUAAUACUGGACACAAUAGAUCUAACAAAAAAAAGUUUCCACGUCAUCGGACGUCUUCCGGUCUGCGAUAUCCCACUCGCGCACCCGACAAUCUCGCGGUACCACGCGAUUCUCCAGUACCGAGUCAACGGGGAUGAAAAAAACGGCCCGGGGUUUUAUCUUUACGACCUCGAAAGCACCCACGGAACUUUCUGGAACGGCUGCCGCAUAAGACCCAAGACCUACGUCAAGCUGCAAGGUGGACACAUGCUAAGAUUCGGGUGCAGUCAGCGUAAAUUUAUUGUGCAGACGCCCGUUGAGGAGGAAGAGCAGGAGUCCGAGUACACGGUGACGCAGUUGAAGGAGAUGCGCCGCCAGGAGUUGAUGGAACGAGAGAAAGAAGAACGAGAACGCCAGCAGAUGUUCGAAGAAAUGGAACGGCUGAGAAAAGAAAAAGAAGAAGCUGAGGGAAUAGACUGGGGGAUGGGGGAAGAUGCUGACGAAGAGACUGACAUGACUGAGAAUCCUUAUGCUAUGACUAAUAAUGAGGAAUUGUUCCUUGACGACCCCAAGAAAACGCUCAGAGGAUGGUUCGAGCGCGAAGGCUUUGACUUGCAGUACCAGACUGAGGAGAGAGGGAUCGGGCAGUUUAUAUGCUGGGUCGACUUGCCCAUUGAACCGGCGGUAGGUCGCAAUGUACGUGCGGAAGCUUUGGUCAAGGGCAAGAAGAAGGAGUCAGUUAUCCAGUGCGCUAUUGAGGCCUGCAGAGUUUUAGACAGAUACGGAUUGUUAAGACAGGCCACGCACGAAGGCCGCAAACGCAAGUCACGUAAUUGGGAGGAGGAAGAUUUUUAUGACUCUGAUGAAGACAAUUACCUAGACAGGACUGGUACCGUUGAACGCAAACGCGAACAGAGGAUGCGCAAUGCUGGUAAACUGGAGACCAAGGCUGAAACUUACGCGACGUUGGUGGAAAAAUUGUCUGGAGUUACUAAAGAAAUAAAGGAGAUCGAAGUAAAGCUGAAGAAACAUCAGGACACCAAACGUGGGGUUGAUUCAGAUUCAAAUGAAGACGCUCUCGAUGCUUUCAUGUCGAAUUUGAGCUCUGCUGUCUUAAAUAAGAGUGACAUUUUGAAAAUGAAGUCCCAGUUGCAGCAAUUGAAGAAAGAAGAAGAGAACCUGAAGAAGUUGGUUGAUUUUGCUAAACCAGCAAACUUGCCGUCGUUGGUGUCUAGUUCAGCAGUGGAAGACCAGACAGAGAAGCCAGAGAAAGAAAAACGACGCAGAACUGAUGAUGACGACGGCUUGGUUUGUAAGUUGGUGGAAGAUGAAGAGAGGAAAGUGUCCAAGAGUCGGUACGGGCUGAUCAAGAGCGAAGAGAUUGCUGUCAUUCAGAAAGAGCUUAAGCAGGGUGAUGAGGUUGAUGAGCAAGAGAGUGUUGAAGGAAAAAAGACUGAGGAGAACGAAGGAUUCGAAGGAAAAAUUGAGCAAGAAGGAAGCAAAAAGACGGAGAAAAAAAAUGAGGAAUUAUCGGAAGCUGAGCUCCUGAAAAGAAAGAAGAAAAAUAUGAAGCGCACGCAGAAGAGGGCUGAGAAGGCGGCUAAAGAAAGUAAGAAAUCUUAUGACGAAGAUAUUCAUAGCGUUGAUUAUUCCACUUGGGUACCGCCUUCCAAUCAAUCUGGCGAUGGACGGACUAGUUUAAAUGACAAGUUUGGUUACUAGGCUACGAUUUAUAAUUAAGGGCAUUCUCAGACAGUGUCCCCACUUUUUAAAAAUUUUCAAUGACAACUGUCAUACGCGUUUCUAAAUUUUAUCAAUUAAUUAAAAAAAAAUUAAAACAUUAAUGGAAAAAAGGACAAUUUCGCUGAUGUAUAUUUUUAAAAAAUCACUUACAGUUGAUGUCAAUUGGGAGUUAAACGAAAUUUAGAAAAUAAAUUUCAGUGAAAUCUUCAUGUCAAUUUUAUAAUUCGAAUUUUCAAAUUUUAUAGACUGAAAUUUAUUUACCAAAUUUCGUUUAACUCCUAAUUGAUAACAACUAUGAGUAAUUUUUUUAAAAUUCUGUCUCAGAAAAAUUACAACUACGUUGUCCUUUUUUCAACUGAGGUUUUAAUUUCUUUUAAUUAAUCAAAUUAAUUUGAACAUGCUUAUGACAAUUAAAAGUCAUUGCGUAUUUUAAAAAAAUGGGAGACACUGUCUGAGAAUGCCUUUAAAAAUAAUGAAUAAUUAUCGUUUUUUAGAUAAUAGUUUAAAGGCAUUCUCAGAUAGCGCCCUCACUUUUUUAAAAUAUUCAAUAACUUUCAAUUGAAAGACCGUAUUAAAAUUCUGACAAUUAAUUCAAAAAAAAAAAAUAAAACCUUAAUUGAAAAAAGGGCAACGCAAUUUCAUUUCCGCCGAGACAUAGAUUUAAAAAAAAAUAACUUACAGUUAUCAUCAAUUAGGAGUUAAACGAAAUUUGGUAAAUAGAUUUUGGUUCCAUGACAACUGAUCCAGACAAGUAAUCACACGAUAAUGGAUCCCACAGACAACUGAUUCCACUGACAAAUUCAUAAAAUAAUUAAUUAUUAAUUAAUUACUAUGACAUGAGUAAUUAAAAUUUACUGUUGUAAAUAUAAAAAGUUAAAUUAGUUGUUGAUAAAAAUCAAUUGACGAUCAAUUGUUGAUGAGAUUAAUUUAUAGGGAUCACUUGUUGUGGUAUAAAAUUGUUGGGAUCAGUUGACGGCACACCAUAAAUUUUAGCUUAAAACAUUUUUAAAUUCAAAUUAUAAAAUUUACAUGAAGAUUUUACUGAAAUUUAUUUUCCAAAUUUCGUUUAACUCCUAAUUGAUAUAAACUAUAAAUAAUUUUUUUUUAAAUAAAUUAUCAAAAUUUUACUACGGUCAUUACAAUUGAAAGUCAUUGAAUAUUUAAAAAAAGUGGGGGCACUGUCUGAGAAUGCCCUUGAAAAUAACUGUACAGUAAUGUAAAUAUAUUACAUAUGUUGACUUGCUCAUUGACAGAAUAUGUAAUUUAUAGAAUAACUAUUUUCAUAUUACAUUUGUAAUUUAAGUUUAUUUAUUAAUAGUUUCAAUCACCAUUGACUUACAAGUUUAAUAAUUUAUUUAUUAAUUAAUAAACAUAUAUUAUGAUAGUGCGAUAUAUUAGAUUAAUGCUUUAAUCGAGAUUUAAAUUAAAUUUAUUGUUCAACAAUUAUUAUUAUUUUUUUUUUUUAUAGAAACGAUUGAAAUUAAUGUUCAAUAAAAUUAUCUUUGUAUAAAAAGUUAAUGAAAUUUAGUUUGAAAUUUUUUUUUAU
Molecule: messenger RNA, 3992 nt
Organism: Microplitis mediator
Lineage: Eukaryota; Metazoa; Arthropoda; Insecta; Hymenoptera; Braconidae
Product: kanadaptin
Exons: 2
Coding region: 167-2425 (752 amino acids)
Molecular function (GO): protein binding; mRNA binding
Source: RefSeq, a predicted model, not a curated record